Molecule: messenger RNA, 786 nt
Organism: Pediculus humanus corporis (human body louse)
Lineage: Eukaryota; Metazoa; Arthropoda; Insecta; Psocodea; Pediculidae
Product: protein takeout precursor, putative
Exons: 6
Coding region: 1-786 (261 amino acids)
Source: RefSeq, a predicted model, not a curated record
AUGGACAAUUUUGUUGUUUUUGUUAAGAAAACAAAUAAAUCAUCUCGCGGGGAUUUUUUCCUAAUUUUUCUAUGGUUAUUUAUUUACGUUAUCGUGUUAGCCAACGGUUUAAUACCGGAUUAUAUUCAAACGUGUAAAAGUGCAGAUCCACAAUUGGCAAAAUGUAUAAACACAUCGAUAGAAGCGAUAAGAUCGAAAUUAAUUAACGGUAUACCUGAAUUGGAUGUACCACCCCUCGAACCCCUUUUAUUAAAUGAAGUUUCUUUAGUUAGGGGACCCGAUGGGGCCAAAAUUGAAGCGAGCGUUAAAAAUUUAAAAGUUUACGGACCGUCUAAUUUUAUUAUAAAAUCAUUAAAAGCAAAUGUUAAAAAUAGUCAAUUCGAUUUUAAAAUUCUUCUUCCGAAAUUAAGUUUCGAUGGCGAUUAUAAUAUGAACAUGAGAAUAUUAUUAUUAAGACUCCAGGGAAAAGGAAUAAUAACUGGAAAUUUGACUAAUUACAAAGCCGAAGUUAAUAUGAAAGGCGAUAAAGUUGAAAAAAAUGGUAAAAAAUAUCUUCAAAUGAGAAAAAUGAAAACAAAAUUGGAUGUUGGUGACGUAUCAAUACACAUGACAAAUUUAUUUAAUGGGGAUCCAGUUUUAGGUCCCGCAACAAAUAGAAUAAUCAAUUCGAAUUCGAAAAUAUUUCUAGAAGAAAUUCAACCGGCUUUAGAAAGUUCCAUAAGCGAAGUAUUUACCGAUAUUGCCAAUAGAAUAACGUUGAAAUUUACUUUUUCGUUAAAAAAUUAA